Acaulospora colombiana is the source of this 1118-nucleotide messenger RNA. Lineage: Eukaryota; Fungi; Glomeromycota; Glomeromycetes; Diversisporales; Acaulosporaceae. The record is from the annotation of a GenBank genome assembly.
AUGGCGGACGUCGUGAAACCCCCCAAGCCAGCAGCUCAUCCUCUUAAGCGUCUGUUAAAGAAAGCUUCUCGAUCCAAGGUCUCCGUUUCAUCACCAGAAACAACGACAGAAAUAGCGACACCCAUUGCAGAGGGAGACCAGAGCCUAGAACGACAGACAAGUAUAGCACUUACCGUUCCCGAUGAACGUGCAGAGCAAGCUGAACCUGAAUUGCAACCGCAGUCACCUGUAGCUGAAGAAGUUUCGUUACCAGUCUCACCUAGUUCUGGCAAACGACGGACUAGUAUCGUGGACAAACUCAAGAAGCUCGGAAAUGACCGCAAAGACAAGAAGGGUUCCCCUAUCACGAACGCGCUCUCAGAACCGGUCGAUGAGGCCAAUGCUGAUCUUGCUGCAGCAACCACGGAGGGUGGUCAAGACGAUAGAGAUGGGGUGAAACCGCUUGAUGUGGCGAAGCGUGUCAGGGAUCUCCUCACUUCAUCUCCGCCAUUCUACCCAACCACUUUAAUCGCCUCCAAACAGCCAAAUGGAACACCGUCGAAAGAGGUGGGGAUCGAAGAUGCACUACAGGGAGCACAGUUUUUGCAACUCUUAUCCAAUCAAACCCUCAUGGCCGGGACAUCUAACCAGGAAUCCGUAUGGUCAAUCCUAGACCGUACCGCCUUUAGCUUUAAAUCCAACCUUCAUGCCGCAUCAGGUGAUAGCAUUACGACCUUUGAUGAGCUACAGCCAGAUAGCUCCAUCAUGUUGUGUGCACCAUUGUUCCCAGACGAAAAUUCCAAGGUCGAAUUGGCGGAUUUCACCCUAGUAAAAGUGCCGCUUGAUGAUUUGGACAAACAGAGUCUCAAUGCAGCAUCCUGGUGGCCACCAUGGGAGUGGGGAAAGAAACCAAAGCCUGCAGACCCCUCCUACGAAAACCGUAAGAGUGUGGAUACCAAGUACAACACAGAACCGGUCGUGAAAGUUCUCGACGACAAAUCCGUAGAGGCCGUCAAACGAGUUGCCAUCAUUUCAACUGCAUUGGGAUGGCUGGUGAACCACAUACCAACUGCUGGCUUACCUCUGGAAUUGCAAGCCGUACUUACAGUGGCGAAAGCCAUUGUACCCAUUAUAGGCAA